AUGGGAAGUGAACACAAACAGCUUCUACCUCACUGUGAAGUUCGUUGGCUGUCAAGAGGUAAAGUGUUAUCAAGAUUGUUUGAGCUCCGUGAUGAACUUGGGGUUUNCCUUAUGGAAGGGGACUAUAAUGGAAAACUUGCAAGUUCCUACUUAGAAUUCUUAGAAUUGGUGACCGAUGAAAACUGGUUGAAACGAUUGGCGUAUUUGGCGGAUAUUUUUGGUGCCCUCGACGUUCUUAAUUUAACUCUGCAAGGCAAAGACAUUCAUAAGUUUUUUGUGCAAGACAAAGCCGAUGCAAUGAUAAUCAAGCUUCAACGAUGGGCUCUAAAAGUAGAACAAUAUUCCUUCGAUGCAUUUCCAGUCCUACGUGAUUUUCUUGAAACUAACGAAGUUAAAAUUGAUAAAGCAACAGCUACAACUAUACAAGAUCACCUCAAAUCUUUAGCUUCCAACCUCAAGUUAUUUUUAAUUAUUUAUUUUUCUUAAUUACAAAUUAAUAUUUUUUAAUAGACAUAAUUGAAAUCAUUUUUACACUGUUUUUAGAAACUACUUCCCUAAAAUUGAAGAGGAAUUCCAAUGGAUCAGAAAUCCCUUUGAAGAAGAUUACUUGAAAAAAUUGAAAAUAUCAGCAAGUGAAGAAGAUUCGUUGAUUGAAAUGUCAUGUGAUCAGACUUUAAAAUCGUAUUUUAAAAGUACACAAUUAGUGCCAUUCUGGUUAAAUGUUCGGAAAGACUAUGCAGCAAUCACUAAAAUUGCACCGAGAAACUUGAUGGGCUUUUCGACAACUUAUUUAUGUGAACGUGCUUUUUCUACUUUAAUUUAUUUAAAAAAUAAAUAUAGGAAUAAACUGAAUGUCGAGAGUAAUUUAAGACUAAAACUGACAAGUUUUAAUCCAGAUAUUGACUCUCUCGUGAAGAACAAGCAAUGUCAAAAAUCACAUUAA
This is a messenger RNA of Cinara cedri, 943 nucleotides long. NCBI's taxonomy places the organism in Eukaryota, Metazoa, Arthropoda, Insecta, Hemiptera, Aphididae. The record is from the annotation of a GenBank genome assembly.